AUGAGGCAAACUUCUCCUUGGGACGCGCAGGUGAACCUGCACAACACUCAUUAUUGGAGUACCACCAAUCCCCAUUGGCUUCGCCAGUCCCAUCAGCAAUACAAAUGGUCCCUCAACGUCUGGUGCGUCAUUUGCGACGGGACCCUCAUUGGACCCGUCUUCCCUGAUGGGACAUUGACCGCGGACAGGUACCUAAACGAGGUUCUUCAGGGCCCCGUGGAAGAGUUCUACGCAAACCUCCCACUCGCGCGAUAUGGCCAGCUGUGGUUUCCGCACGAUGGCGCUCCAGCACACAGGUCCAGCCCACCUCGAGCCUAUCUCGACCACGCAUUUCCGAACCAGUGGGGGGGAAGGUUCGGACCAGUGCCAUGGCCUGCCAGGUCCUCGGACCUUACGCCUAUGGAUUUCUUCUUAUGGGGAUAUGUGAAGGACCGCGUGUACGUCGAGGUCACGACAACACUUGCUGCCCUCAAGGCGAAGAUCACUCAAGUUUGCCGUGAAAUCCCCGAGGACAUGUUGCGGAGGGCGAUCGAGAACACAAUCAGGAGAUGCCGAUUUUGUGUGAUGACGCAAGGCGACCUCUUCGAGCACCUGCUCUGA
Ornithodoros turicata is the source of this 600-nucleotide messenger RNA. RefSeq lists its product as uncharacterized. The record is from RefSeq and is a predicted model, not a curated record. Gene Ontology annotation, molecular function: nucleic acid binding. The transcript has a single exon. The coding region runs from base 1 to 600 and encodes 199 amino acids. NCBI's taxonomy places the organism in Eukaryota, Metazoa, Arthropoda, Arachnida, Ixodida, Argasidae.